Molecule: messenger RNA, 1107 nt
Organism: Pseudogymnoascus destructans
Lineage: Eukaryota; Fungi; Ascomycota; Leotiomycetes; Thelebolales; Thelebolaceae
Gene: NOP16
Product: Nucleolar protein 16
Exons: 2
Coding region: 43-783 (246 amino acids)
Biological process (GO): ribosomal large subunit biogenesis
Cellular component (GO): nucleolus
Source: RefSeq, a predicted model, not a curated record
CGUGAUGAUAACGAUAAAACCUUGCGCAAGGCCAUACAAAAAAUGUCAAUCCAAGCCGCCAUAGAAAUCCUCCAAACCAAGAUACCCUCAUACCUCUCAACCUCCUCCCAAACCGCAAAGAUGGGACGCGAGCUCCAGAAAAAGAAGAACAGAUCCAGCAUCCCGAAAGUAAAGCAUAAGCCGAAGAGCAAGCGCGUGAAUCCGUUGGGGAAUGCUAUUAUCGCUGCGAACUGGGACUCCAAACAAACCCUAACCCAAAACUACACCCGCCUUGGCCUCGCCUCCCGCCUCAACGCCGCCACAGGCGGCACCGAGAAGAAGAUCUCCGCUACCUCCUCCGCCGGGACCCUCGCCAUCACCUCGGCCCUCCCCACCACCAUCGUGCCCCAAACAGCACGGGUAGAGCGCGAUGAGACCGGGAAGAUCGUCAAGGUGAUCCAUGCGCACACCAAGAAGGCGAACCCGCUCAACGAUCCGCUUAACGAGCUCGAGUCCGGGGAUGAGGAUGAAGAUGCUAUGGAGGGAUUCGAAGGGUUUCAGGACGACAAGGAAGAGCAAAACGAGGUAGUCCGCCAGCUAGAAGAACAAGCCCUCCGCGUCGCGGAGAAGAAGCCGAGGAAGCAGAGUGUUAGGGAGCAGGAGUGGUGUCAGCGACUAAUUGAGAAGUGGGGGGAGGAUUAUAAGAGUAUGGUUAAGGAUAGGAGGUUAAACCCGAUGCAGCAGAAUGAGCCGGACAUUAGGAGGAGGAUUGGGAGGUGGUUGGAGUCUAAAAGUGUGGUUUAGGUAUAUCUAAUGAGUUUUGAAGCAAAAGAAGAAGAAGCGAGGGGUGUGUGUGUGUGAGGAGCUAAUGGGGAUGUGAUAGCUAUUGUAGCUCUGGAAAUUGUGAUUUCCCUCUUCCCUUUCUUUCCCUUGGCCGAUUUCUUCUCCUCCCAAUAGCGGAAUCUCGCCCAGCAUAUAUAUCUGCCUGUUCCCUCCCCCCUUUCCUCCCAAUACCGGGAACCUCUCUCGCCUAAUCAUAUCCCCUCCUUCUACCCCCCAUAAAAACUCCUCUCUCGGCGCGCAUACCUAACCCCUUUACACCGCUAAUUUUUACAAUAAAUAUCUAAA